AUAGGGAAUGGAAAGAGAGGGAGAGGAAAUGAGAGAGGAAGGAGGGAGGACUGCUUUGUAGCUGCUAAGAUUGCAGACAGAAAUAGCACACAACCACCGUGAGCUGUGUGCGACUCAGAGACCAAGACCAAAUUGUACUCACUUUUAUUAAUCAGUUGCUCACAAAGAAGGAAAUGACAUCUGGUCCUGUCUUCUUCUACAUCUUAAUUUUGGGUAAAUACUUGUUUCCCGGGAGUGGGCAGGAUGUCAAGUGCUCCCUCGGCUAUUUCCCCUGUGGGAAUAUCACCAAGUGCCUGCCUCAGCUGCUUCAUUGCAACGGUGUGGACGACUGUGGCAACCAGGCGGAUGAGGACAACUGCGGAGACAAUAAUGGAUGGUCUUUGCAAUUUGACAAGUAUUUCGUCAGUUACUACAGAAUGACUUCCCCAUAUCCCUUUGAGACACAAACAUCGGAAUGCUUGGUCGGUUCUGUGCCCAUGCAAUGUCUUUGCCGAGGUUUAGAGGUUGACUGUGAUGAGACCAAUUUACGAGCUGUUCCAUCAGUUUCUUCAAAUGUGACUGUAAUGUCACUUCAGUGGAACUUAAUACGAAAGCUUCCUCCUGAUGGCUUCAAGAAGUACCAUAAUCUUCAAAAACUGUGUCUGCAAAACAACAAGAUUAGAUCCAUACCCAUCUAUGCAUUCCGAGGACUCUACAGUCUUACUAAACUGUAUCUCAGCCAUAACAGAAUAACUUUCUUGAAGCCGGGUGUUUUUGAAGAUCUCCACAGACUAGAAUGGCUGAUAAUUGAAGAUAAUCACCUCAGUCGAAUUUCCCCACUAACAUUUUAUGGACUAAAUUCUCUUAUUCUCUUAGCAUUGAUGAAUAAUGUCCUCACCCAUUUACCAGACAAACCUCUUUGCCAGCACAUGCCAAGGCUGCAUUGGCUGGACUUUGAAGGCAACCAUAUCCAUAAUUUGAGAAAUUUGACUUUUAUUUCCUGCAGUAAUUUAACUGUUUUGGUAAUGAGGAAAAACAAAAUUAAUCACCUAAAUGAAAAUACUUUUGCACCUCUCCAGAAGCUAGAUGAGUUGGAUUUAGGAAGUAAUAAGAUUGAAAACCUUCCAUCGCAACUAUUUAAAGAUCUGAAGGAGCUCUCACAACUGAAUCUUUCCUACAACCCAAUCCAGAAAAUUCAAGCAGAUCAAUUUGAUUAUCUUGUAAAACUCAAGUCUCUCAGCCUAGAAGGAAUUGAAAUUUCAAAUAUCCAACAAAGGAUGUUUAGACCUCUACUGAAUCUCUCUCACAUAUAUUUUAAGAAAUUCCAGUACUGUGGGUUUGCACCCCAUGUUCGCAGCUGCAAACCAAACACUGAUGGGAUCUCAUCUCUAGAAAACCUCUUGGCAAACAUUAUUCAAAGAGUGUUUGUCUGGGUUGUAUCUGCAGUGACAUGCUUUGGCAACAUCUUUGUCAUCUGUAUGAGACCUUAUAUCAGGUCUGAGAACAAGCUACAUGCCAUGUCAAUCAUUUCUCUCUGCUGUGCUGACUGCCUCAUGGGAAUAUAUCUGUUUCUGAUUGGAGCCUUUGACCUCAAGUUCCGUGGAGAAUACAACAAGCACGCACAGCUGUGGAUGGAGAGUAUUCACUGUCAGCUUGUGGGAUCUUUGGCCAUUCUAUCCACUGAAGUAUCAGUGUUACUUCUAACAUUUCUGACCCUGGAAAAAUAUAUCUGCAUUGUCUAUCCUUUUAGGUGUUUAAGACCUAGAAAAUGCAGAACAAUUACAGUUCUGAUUCUCAUUUGGAUUACUGGGUUUAUAGUGGCUCUCAUUCCAUUGACCGAUAAGGAAUUUUUCAAAAACUACUAUGGCACCAAUGGAGUGUGUUUCCCUCUUCAUUCAGAAGAUACUGGAAGUACUGGAGCCCAGAUUUAUUCAGUGACAAUUUUUCUUGGUGUUAACCUGGCGGCGUUUAUCAUCAUAGUUUUUUCCUAUGGAAGCAUGUUUUACAGCGUGCAUCAAAGUGCCAUAACAGCAACCGAAAUACGGAAUCAAGUUAAAAAAGAGAUGAUCCUUGCCAAACGUUUUUUCUUUAUAGUAUUUACUGAUGCAUUAUGCUGGAUACCCAUUUUUGUACUGAAAUUUCUUUCAUUACUUCAGGUAGAAAUACCAGGUACCAUAACCUCUUGGGUAGUGAUCUUUAUUCUGCCUAUCAACAGUGCUUUGAACCCAAUUCUGUAUACUCUGACCACAAGACCAUUCAAAGAAAUGAUCCAUCAGUUUUGGUAUAACUACAGACAAAGAAAAUCUGUUGACAGCAAAGGAAGUCAGAAAACAUAUGCUCCGUCGUUCAUCUGGGUAGAAAUGUGGCCACUACAGGAGAUGCCGCCUGAGUUAAUAAAGCCAGCUCUUUUCACAGACCCCUGUGAACUGUCACUAAUUUCUCAAUCAACUAGACUCAAUUCCUAUUCAUAACUGACUCUGAAAACCAUUGCUACACGGGGAAUCUUGUGGGAUGUUUCAUGAUGGAUUCAUUAGUAUAAAGUGAAUGCCACAAAAUUAAUAAUUUAUAAUGGCUAAGAUAAAGUCAUUACAAGGACAUGAGGUUAUUUGGGAAAAAAAUCAAAGUGAUGGGGGCCCGUAUAAAGCGAAAUAAAUUGUGUCAAUAAUAUGUAUAUACUAGUACAUAUUUUGCAUAGGAAAUUAAGAGAAAUCUACUUCAGAAAGAUUUAUUCAUUCUUUUGCCAUUUAUUGAGGACCCAUUAUGCACGUAACACUGCAGUAAAUUUCUGGAAGUGCACAGUAUAGAUCCUUUUCAAUUUACAAUGUUAAAUUAUGUGUAGCUGCAACAGAAUAUACAAAGGGCCAUCUGCAGUACUUAGUUUAAGGUAGAGCUUUGUCAUGCACAUCAACAAACAUAAAAAUCAUGAACACUUGUAAAUAAAGGUUUAAGGUUUUGGAAUACUAAUAUAAUGAAAAAUGAGGAAUGAAAAAAUGUCUGAUUGUUUGCAAAAAUAGAUACUUGUUUUAAGAAUUCCUCUUACCUUUCUUGAAGUCCCUGCCUACUUGAGAGGUAAUACACAAAAUUACUCUGAAAAAAGAUGUUCGGAUAUAAACUCAAAAUAGCACUUCUCUAUACAUCCUCACAUUUACUGUCAACUGAUUUUCAGCAGAGAUACCAAAACAAUCAAAUGAAGAAAGAAGUGUCUCUUCAACAAAUGAUGCUGGGACAACUGGAUAUUCACAUGCAAAAGAUUGAAGUUGGACCCCUACCUUACACCAUAUACAAAAAUUAACUCAAAAUUAAUCAACAACCUAAAUAUAAGGCAUAAGCCUCUUAGAAGAAAACAUUUGGGUUAAUCUUCAAAAUCUUGGAUUUAGCAAUGGAUCCUAAGAUGUGACAACAAAAUCAUAAGUAACAAAAGGAAAAAAUCAAUAAAUUGGACUUCAUCUAAAUUAAAAACUUUGUGCACCAGAGAAUGUUAUCAAGAAAGUAAAAAGACUGGGCACCUAACUGGCUCAGUAGGUGGACCGUGUGACUCUUGAUCUUGGGGUUAUAAGUCCAAGCCCCACGUUGGG
This is a messenger RNA of Neogale vison (American mink), 3554 nucleotides long. RefSeq names its product relaxin family peptide receptor 1 (gene RXFP1). NCBI's taxonomy places the organism in Eukaryota, Metazoa, Chordata, Mammalia, Carnivora, Mustelidae. Gene Ontology annotation, molecular function: G protein-coupled receptor activity; protein binding. The transcript has 18 exons. Gene Ontology annotation, cellular component: membrane. The record is from RefSeq and is a predicted model, not a curated record. Gene Ontology annotation, biological process: G protein-coupled receptor signaling pathway. Bases 174 to 2450 code for a protein of 758 amino acids.